Perkinsus marinus ATCC 50983 is the source of this 340-nucleotide messenger RNA. RefSeq lists its product as hypothetical. The record is from RefSeq and is a predicted model, not a curated record. The annotation marks the transcript as partial. NCBI's taxonomy places the organism in Eukaryota, Perkinsozoa, Perkinsida, Perkinsidae. The transcript is spliced from 3 exons.
AUACUCUAGAGUAUUCCUCUUAGCACAUACAUGGUCACAGGUUCGAGCAGGACUAGUACUUGGCCUUACUCUCGGAUCAAGUUGGUUCUGGUUCGUAUUCCAAACUCUUGAGGGCUAUGGUGUUCUAUACCGAUUACAAUCAUUUAUCGACUUACUUAUGAUGAAUGAUGUUCAACGUCACUUAUGGGUGACUAGGAUGUAUAGACGUGAACGUACUAGUGUACUACAUGGCAAUGGAGGCAGUAGUCCUACCACCUCCCGUACAGAGUCACCAGUCAAAGCUGAUAAUAAUGAGUUAAGCGCUCAUAGUGGAGAUAUGCCUUGUAAGAAAGCUGACUGA